Molecule: messenger RNA, 1364 nt
Organism: Megalops cyprinoides (Indo-Pacific tarpon)
Lineage: Eukaryota; Metazoa; Chordata; Actinopteri; Elopiformes; Megalopidae
Gene: arl2
Product: ADP-ribosylation factor-like 2
Exons: 5
Coding region: 157-711 (184 amino acids)
Biological process (GO): protein folding
Cellular component (GO): microtubule cytoskeleton; cytoplasm
Molecular function (GO): GTPase activity; GTP binding
Source: RefSeq, a predicted model, not a curated record
UAGGAAGGAGCAACUGCGUGUGUGUCCGCUGCAUGGUAAAGAAACAGAUACUGGGCUAGACAAAGGGAGUUGUAGGGUGGACUGAUCUUUGUUAGAUAUUGCUAGCUGCCUAGCUAUACCGUUUGAUUUGUUUAUUCAGUAACUGUAAGGCAUACAAUGGGUUUACUUACGAUAUUGAAGAAAAUGAAGCACAAGGAACGCGAGAUGAGACUGCUAAUGCUUGGCCUGGAUAAUGCUGGGAAAACGACCAUUCUGAAGAAGUUCAAUGGAGAAGACGUCAGCACUAUAUCUCCCACGCUGGGAUUCAAUAUAAAAACUCUGGAACACAGAGGAUUUAAGCUAAACAUUUGGGAUGUGGGAGGCCAGAAGUCACUGCGCUCCUAUUGGAGGAAUUACUUUGAGAGCACUGACGGGCUGGUGUGGGUUGUGGACAGCGCCGACCGGCUUAGGCUGGAGGACUGCAGGCAGGAGCUGAACGCACUGCUGCUAGAGGAGCGGCUAGUAGGAGCCACGCUCCUGGUGUUUGCCAACAAACAGGACCUGCCAGGGGCCCUGCCCAAAGAUGCCAUUCGGGAGGCUUUGGCACUGGACGACAUAAAGACACAUCACUGGUGCAUUAUCGGCUGCAGCGCGGUGACCGGGGAGAAUCUGCUCGUUGGUGUGGACUGGCUACUGGAUGAUAUCAGUGCACGGAUAUUCACCACAGACUGAGGCAGUUUACACGUGUGCACACCCACAUGCACGCAUGCACACACACACAAUACGGAACACUGGUCUAUUCACGCGUGCAUAGACUCAGCGCUCAAGCACAGCUAAUGCAGGAUGGUAAACAGCUAUACUUACAGUGGGGUGGAGGUGCACCUAAAUAAAAUCCCAUGCUGUAGCAGCAGCAUUCAGUCCAGUCAAAGUUCAACCUGUCCUGUCACAUUUGUGGGCGGCACCAGCUGUGCUCACAGGAUCAGAACACUGCAGGUCCCCUCACACUAAGGUGUCCAUUCAUUUCACCUCUCCUGAGUGGAGUUUCUGUGACUGUGUUCUGUGGUAUAGCUUAAGCCUUAAAUUCUGUGCUAAAUGGGAAAGUAUUAAAAAAACUUAAUUCCAGUGUGCACAUCUUUUAUGUCUGAAAAUGUUGCUUGACUCUAAGUUUGCUGAACUGAGAUUACACUAGCAAGUGCAACUAAUGUCCCGCUUGGCCAGACUUAAUGUCUUUGGAGCCACCCUGUAAUCAUUGCAAGCCAGUAACUGCCCUUUUGAUAGUGCUUGUUUGAAGAUAUACUCUCUACUGGCCAGUUUGACACUGCAUUACUGUUUUGAUCUGGUGAUGUAUGGUGCAGCUACAAAUGCCAGGUGUGUAAGCCAGCAUU